Messenger RNA from Aegilops tauschii subsp. strangulata, 939 nucleotides. Its product is annotated as glycine-rich RNA-binding protein GRP1A. Gene Ontology annotation, molecular function: RNA binding. The record is from RefSeq and is a predicted model, not a curated record. NCBI's taxonomy places the organism in Eukaryota, Viridiplantae, Streptophyta, Magnoliopsida, Poales, Poaceae.
UUGGUAUUCUGCCAUGAUCGGUGUCAGCUGGACGCGAUCCGGACGGUGCGUCAACGUCGCUAUAAAGCUCGGCCGCGCGCGGCGCCUUCCUCUCAUUGCUCUCGCAGAGUGUGGUGGGUUGUCUCCUUCUCUCCAUCCGGUACGCUUGGUUCGUGUGAGGUUCCCGCGGGAAUGGCAGAGUCGGACGGUGCCGAGUACCGCUGCUUCGUCGGCAGCCUGUCCUGGAACACCGACGACCGCGGCCUCGAGGCUGCUUUCAGCCCCUUCGGCGAGAUCCUCGACGCCAAGAUCAUCAACGAUCGCGAGACGGGGAGGUCCCGCGGCUUCGGGUUCGUCAGCUUCUCCAGCGAGCAGGCGAUGCAGGACGCCAUCGAGGGGAUGAACGGUAAGGAGCUCGACGGCCGCAGCAUCGUUGUCAACGAGGCCCAGUCCCGCGGGUACGGCGGCGGGGGUGGCGGCGGAGGUGGUGGCAGGUACGGCGGUGGUGGCGGGUAUGGCCAGCGCCGCGACGAUGGCUACGGGGAUGACGGCUACGGCGGUGGCCGGGGUUACGGAGGCGGACGCUAUGGCGGUGGCAGGGGGUACGGCGGGCGGCGUGACGGCGGCUACGGCCGCGGAGGCAACUCCGACGGAUACUGAAGGAGCUGAGGGGACGGCCCCACGCGGCCAGUCAUCUUGCGAGUUCGCCGUCGUGAUCCCGAGUUAUCUUGUCUCUUGUGUUAUGUGGUUUCCCAUUUGUGUUUUUGAUCGCAAGCUCGUCGGUGGUUGGCUGUUAUGGAAAAAUUAGUUAGCUGUCCCGGUGAAGAAACUCGAUCAGGCAGUGGAGUCAGUAUCGUGCUAUCUUGUUACACUUUUGACGCAAUCCCAAUGUGGGGAUGUGAUGCUAAUGUUAAACUCUGUUACCAAAAAAAUAAAAAAAUCUAUCUCGGCUUUUCCAAA